Messenger RNA from Sinocyclocheilus rhinocerous, 3567 nucleotides. RefSeq names its product RING finger protein 166-like. The coding region runs from base 212 to 937 and encodes 241 amino acids. Gene Ontology annotation, molecular function: ubiquitin protein ligase activity. Lineage: Eukaryota; Metazoa; Chordata; Actinopteri; Cypriniformes; Cyprinidae. The transcript has 6 exons. Gene Ontology annotation, biological process: protein polyubiquitination; ubiquitin-dependent protein catabolic process. The record is from RefSeq and is a predicted model, not a curated record.
AAUCGGAUCGAGACGGUUCCGUUAAAGCUACCAUGUAAUGUUUACUUCUUUCGAACAACGGCGUGUUCUCCUUGGCUAACACUGUUGGAGAUCGCAGAUGCGGUAUCUAAUGUCGUGUAAAUCACAUUUUCCCUGCGAGACAUUCGUUAAAACCACGGAAUCCUAUUUGCAUCGGCAGUAUUAGUGGUUCAUCCUGCGGUCCGUGUUCAUAAUGGCGAUGUUCCGCAGUUUUGUGUCUGCUGCUCAGCUCAGGCAGCAUCAGCAGCAAAAUGGAGCCGCAGCAGCCGCACCUGGGGAAAGCCUGGAGAGCCAGUUCUCCUGUCCCAUCUGUCUGGAGGUGUACCACAAACCUGUCAGCAUCGCAAGCUGCGCCCAUACUUUCUGUGCGGACUGUCUACAGCCGUGUCUGCAGGUGACAUCGCCUCUCUGUCCACUCUGCCGCAUGCCUUUCGAUCCAAAAAAAGUGGACAAAUCCUCCAGCCUGGAGAAGCAGCUCUCUUCAUAUAAGGCACCAUGUAGAGGGUGCAGCAAAAAGGUCACCCUGGUCAAAAUGCGGUCGCAUAUUUCAUCUUGCACAAAGGUUCAGGAACAGAUGGCCAAUUGCCCAAAGUUCAUGCCUGUGGUCCCCACCUCACAACCCAUUCCCAGCAAUAUUCCAAACCGUUCCACAUUUGUGUGCCCGUUCUGUGGCGCUCGCAACUUGGACCAACAGGAACUAGUGAAGCACUGCAUGGAGAACCAUCGCAAUGACCUCAACAAAGUGGUAUGUCCAGUAUGUUCAGCUAUGCCUUGGGGUGACCCCGGCUAUAAGAGCUCCAACUUCCUGCAGCAUCUUCUCCACCGGCACAAAUUCUCCUAUGACACAUUUGUGGACUACAGUAUUGAUGAGGAGGCAGCACUGCAGGCAGCACUGGCCCUCUCACUGUCUGAAAACUGAGAGUCUGACAUUAUAUCCUGUUCCACAAACACAGCCAUGUGAAGGAUCUUCUCACCUGUCUUGUUUUAGGCUGAAUAUUUUCAUUGUUCCUCUGUUUUUCUCUCACUCUACCUCUCUUCUGGUCUAUAUUUCUGAGCUACACUCCAGCUAGAUUUUGAAGUAGCUCUAUAGCUUGUUUGCCAGUUGCAUAACAUUUGAGCAAGGUUGUCACUUCCUGAAUUUUAAGGGGAGGAGCUUCUGGUUACUUAUCAUAAUCAUCAUCAUUAUGGUAACCAUGAAAACAUCAACCAACAAAACAUUGAUGUAUGCAAAAGUCAGACAAAGGAAUAGAUAAAUAUCACCAUGCUUAUUCUUGUUGUUCUUCCUAUUGUUUUCUAUCCAAAUGUGACAUAGACCCCGGCAAUGAAGUGAAAAUCAGUACAGAGGGAUCAGCGUUUAAAACAGUGCGUCAUGUUAAAGCGAAGUUGACAAGUGUACUUUGUUGGGGUUGGCUGUCCUCGUGAUGAACUCUCAUCUUUAGGCAAUACCAAUAGAGAGAAUGAGAGACCGAUCUUCAGCAUCCUCAUUAUCACUCAUUUCAUCAUUUAUGGAAUUCGGAAUACCAUCUGCCCUUUUUUAAUCAAAAGUUGAUGUGAAUACUUGCACUCGUCACAGUUUUCUACAUGUCUGAAUUCUAGUAUCGUUGUUCUUUUAUAGUUCAAUAACAGAAUAUUGACAGGACUGCAUACUCUGCUCUUAACUUGCAACAGUAAUAUUUUCUAAGAAGCGUCAGAUAAGAUUAAAAUUAAUAUUUUUGGAAAAAAGUUUCAGUUUUAAAUGGUGCACUAAUAAUAAGACGGCAAGCUUCUAGAGGUGUGCUGAAACGUUUUAUCUUUUAAUGUAUCCAUUGGUACUGUUCAUCUGUAACACUCACUAGUGCUGAGUCCUUUGGGAGAUUUUUAUUUACGAGUUCCGUAAUCUUAAUUAUAAUGUGACGUGAAUUCAAGCGAUUUGGUCGGAAUAAGAUGGAUUCAUUGGGAAUGUUUCUUUCUCUCACUAUCAUUUACCGAUAAAACAUUGAAAGCUUUUUAGCACAUAUUUUAUCAUUAUUGUGCUGCCACAGAAAAUGAUGUGACAUUUUUACACACUUAAUGAUCACCAGGUGGCCAAAGAUUGAUUUAUUAGCAUGGCCAAGUUAGCCCGCUGGUUAAAUUUACACCCUCUGCUUUUUAAAAGCACCCCUUUCCAUUCAAAAUUAUGAUGUGUGAAUUAAUUUUCACAACUACAUUGCAUUAUGAUCAAUACCAGCUUCCGCCACGAUUCUUGUAUUGAAAGGCAUUCAUGUCAACUAAAUACAAUUAUUCCAACGUGACUUGAAAGCAGCAUCGAUAUGGAGAAACUUGAGAACAUAAUAACAGGAAGUGGAAGAGUGUGUAGUUGUACACUUUGGCCACAAAGUCAUUCAGAGCGCAGGCUCGAUAUUUAAAAAAAAAAGUUUUUGUCUUUUACUACUACUGGUAGGGGUUUUUGUACUUUGUAAGUGUUGAAUCCAAGCCUAUGUACGGUGUUAAGAAGCACUGAUGUUUAGAGGAGCGCUGGUGUGAUAGGGUUUGGCAUUAGGGAUCUAAUAUCCCUACUUUGCAGAGAUAUCUAACCAUGUUUUAAGAUACACCUUGAGUUGAGCGUUGAGCGUUAGGAGAGAAACAUACUCUACACAGGUACACAAAUGUGAAUGCCAAAGCGUAGCGCAAUGUUAAUGUUCUUUGUUUUCCUUUAUCUAAAAGUAUUUCAAACCAAACAAAGUAUUAAAAUAUGAAAAACCAAACAUGUUUCCUGGGAAGUAUUCAGGAAUUUUGGUGUUAUUACAGUAUAAUAACUGGCGUUAAUAAACCACAGUACUAAGAAUGUGAUAGUCACCUUCAAAUGUGUGUGCUAUUAAACUGGAUGUGUUUUAAGUAGCUAGCUAUAAACAUAUUGACUUUUAUCAGACAAGAUUCUUGUCAAAUUGUUGUUUCGCCAUGACCAUACUUAACAUAAAAGAAAACUGCUUAGGCUAAUAUCUGCUGUAUUGCCAUUACGGUAAUGCUGUGAAUAGAUACUUAUAUUAUGAAUUGUGCUCUGGCACAUUUUGGAAUAGAACUAUAGCUCGAAUCAUUUGCAUUUAUGUACCUGCAUAGAGUUUGUUACAGGUCUACAAUGACGUACUUCAAGCUUCUGAGUUUCUGUGGCACGCUUAGUUUGGCAGAUUUGUUUGAUGCUGGUGCAUCAUUACGCAGUUGAUAUAGAUUUGAUAACUCUGCCAGAUGUAGUGGUUUUGAUAUAUUUAGAGCCAAUCUUGACAAAAGAGUGGAAGACCAUUAGAGCUGGUUGGAAACAUUUGUUUCUAAAGUUACCAACUUUUUUUUUGAAUAAGAUUAUGUUUCAACUUGUGAUUCAUUUCUGUGUUGAUGAAUGUUUGUUUAAUCUAUUGCAAUAGAGCUAUUGUGUUUAUCUCCAUUUUGUGAAUUACUGUUAUUUUAGCAAGGUUAAGCGUGUCACAAUCAUUGUCUAAUCUGAAACUCAGUGGCCAGGAAUGAACUAGGUCUGCAGCAUGAGAGUGACUCUCCAUGACUUGGAAGAAAGGAACAUUUAUGAACUUGUGUGAUGUGAAC